UUAUACUGGUAUUAUUAACUAUUAUUAUAAUUCAUGAGUGAUGAAUCAUGAAAAUAUAAUUGUUUAACUACAUUAAUUUCCGGUUGGGCGCUAGCUGUUCUUCUCGCAGGCCGUAAUCGAGGAUAAGCACUGGGCGUCUGGGCAAUCAAUGGGCCAUCCGGCCAUUACUGAAUAAAUUAUUUAGUCAUGCAAUGAUCAUCAAAAAUAAUGCUUCGUUUAGUAACCUCCAUAUCUUAAAUCGUGUUACAUUGUAUAAUAUGAUCUUUAAGGGCCCGUAUUACAAUCGUUAAACUAAGGUUAAACCACCGAAUUCGGCCGGUAAAAUCAGUAGGUUAGGCGUAACCGAGGUUUAAACUAUUAUUGUAAAACAUUAAACAGGCCCUAAGGCGGAUUGAACAAUCAUAUCAAUCCACCUUGUUUUCAGCUUAGCACAGAAUAAAUUAAAUUGUUGAUUAAUAUUAUCAGCUAUAAAUAACAAAUAUUAUCAAGGGAACAAGGUGUAUUGAUAUCAAUACACCUUGCAAGGGAAGAACUGACCUCAAUCACGUCAUCUACUUUCUAAAAUGUUGACUGUGAACAUUAACGAGUUCUGGAUAACUACUAACUUGAAGACAUGUCAUGGCUCAUAGACUUGGCCGGUAAAGCUGAACAUUAUCUGGAUAAAAUCGACCAGAACACAGCGGUAGUUUUACAACAUCAAAAGGAAAAGCCACUGAAAGAUGUUUUCAAAACACCGGUAUCGGAAAAUGUGUCGAUUGAAAUCGAAAAUAAACCCAUUACGUCUGUACCCAGUUCGCCUGCCACAAAGUCAUUAAUUAAGAAACCUAAAAGUGAUUCUCGCAUAUCAGAUGAGCAUCUACUGCAGUAUUUAAAUAGUCAUGAUUCAACAAUCCAAUCUCAAUAUGAGGGUCAGUCUACUACUUACAUUGAUAAUUCAAUUGAUCCAAUAUCCAAACCGUUGACCGAAGAAAAUCAUAUGUUAAAAAGCGAAAUAAGAACGUUAAAUAAUGAAAUGUCAUUAUUGCAAUACAAGUUGAAAACUGCAGAUAAAGAUAUCAAUCAAAUAUCAAUGGAACUUGAAGUGAAUAAAAGACAUUCCGCUAAUUUGGAAAAGGAACUGCAGGAAGCUCAUAUACAAUUACGAAAUGCUCAAGAUGUAAUGUUCCGGUUGAAAGAAAAAUCUAAAACCCGAGAUUCAGUAACUGGGGAAAAUAAUUUAGUUUCUGACAAUAAUUUAGUACAUGAAAACCAAAUUUUACAAAAUGAAAUAUCAACGUUACUCAAAAGAAUUGAGGUGGAUGAAUUAAAGAUUAAUGAUUUAACCUCAGAAAAAUUAAAUCUGGAAAUGGCACUUAAUAAUAUUCAAUUUGAAAAUAAAAACACUGUUAAAAAAGAAAUAUUAACAAACUUAUCUAGUGAAUGCAAUACAAUGACUGCAUUCACCAAAACAAAUUUGAACAAUGUUGCCCUAAAAUUAAAAGAAUGUUUGAAUGAUUUAGAAAUUGUUAAUAUACAAGCAACUGCUGAUCAAGGCACUGUAAGCACUUCAGAAUUAGAACGCUCAGACAUAUUAACCAAAUUAAAUGCCAUGAAGAGUAAUUUACUCUCUAUUGAUUGUGGAUUACAGAAGUCACUACACGAUCUUAGUGGUUUUAAAGAACGGCUUGCAAAUAUUGAUUUAGAAUCGUUUACAGAUGAUAGUUGUAAUAAUCAUGCAGACAUAACUAAUGGUCAGGGAGUAAUGAAUGAGCAGAUGUUAUCACUUAAAAAGGCUGUGGCAUGUAAACAAGCUGACCUAGAACAAGUAUUAGCUGAAAAUAAUUCAAUGGCAAUAAGAAUUGAGAGUUUAGAGACAAGAUUGAAAAAAGAGACAAAUGUAAUAAUCAAUGUUAAUGAUACGGAUGAUGCUAAAGCCAAAGUGCCUCAUUUCAUGUUAGAAAAAGCAUUUGAUACUAGUGUAGCAAGAGGAGUUAAACGAGCUUAUACCAGCCUAGAUUCGUUUGGUUUAAGAACAGGAAUGUAUUUACGACGAUAUCCACUAUUAAGAACUAUAUUAUUUGUUUAUGUGGUGAUACUUCAUUUGUGGGUGAUGUUGAUACUAUUCUCUUAUACUCCAGAGACCAAUUAAAAUUGCCUUCAUACUUUAUUAUUACUGCAAACAUCUAUAUAAUAUUCAAGUACUCUAUUAAGCAAACACUCAUAUUAUUAUAUUAUUUAAAUGUAAUAAUAUUGAUUAUAUCUAUUGUUUCUAUUUUAUUUUUAUUUUUGAAUAUCAUUUAUUUAGAAUUAUAUAUCAAGGAACAGUUUUAUUAA
Messenger RNA from Metopolophium dirhodum (rose-grain aphid), 2313 nucleotides. It is a transcript of the gene Golgin84, whose product is annotated as golgin-84. Gene Ontology annotation, biological process: Golgi organization; retrograde transport, vesicle recycling within Golgi. NCBI's taxonomy places the organism in Eukaryota, Metazoa, Arthropoda, Insecta, Hemiptera, Aphididae. The coding region runs from base 614 to 2128 and encodes 504 amino acids. The transcript is spliced from 10 exons. Gene Ontology annotation, cellular component: Golgi cisterna; Golgi membrane. The record is from RefSeq and is a predicted model, not a curated record.